Messenger RNA from Mytilus trossulus (common blue mussel), 1945 nucleotides. RefSeq lists its product as uncharacterized. Lineage: Eukaryota; Metazoa; Mollusca; Bivalvia; Mytilida; Mytilidae. The record is from RefSeq and is a predicted model, not a curated record. Bases 358 to 1929 code for a protein of 523 amino acids. The transcript is spliced from 14 exons.
CAUGGGUGUGUUGCUACUAUUGAAGACAGAUUAACAGAUUUUGCCUUAUCUCUACGCAAGGAAUAUACAGAAGAGAGCUCAUCUCAAUAUCAAGGGGAAACUGAGGUAUCUGUAAUUGUAGAAAUCCUUACAUCGACACAUUUACACGAUAGAGGCAGUGAAGACGAAUAUUCAGACCAAGAUGAGCCAGAUAUUUUGACAUGUGGAAAAUGCAAAGCUGUUUUUAAUAAGCUAAAUGAUUUUGAGAAACAUAAGAGGAAAAGGCAUUUGAAAGACAAAAAAGAACGUAAUUCAGCAACAAAAAAAAUUUACAAAGUAAAAAUUGGCGAAGCUGGUAAAGAAUGGCCAACAGACGCAAUGAAUGCAUUCAAGAAUGAACCAAACUGUUUCGACACUGAAAACACAACUGUUUGCUUGAUGGGAAAAGGUUGUUUAAUUGUAUGGGCCGAAUCUCCUAUAUCUGACCUGGAUAGUAAAGACAAAGUGACGGAACAUUGCAUCCAGUUUACACGGAAUAUGUUUAAAAAAUGCUCUUUAUAUUCAAUAGAAACAGCGAAUGUAAAUGUGACUGUCAAGUAUUCUGAAUUACAUGAAGAAUCUGGAAAUGAUGAGGAUGACCACCUAGAAUGUGGUAAAUGUGGACGAGUUUGUCUCAGCAUCAACUCGUUCAUCUCACACAAAAAGGAAUGUGUAAGAAAUCUAAAGAGACGAAACAAACAAGACGGGCUAAAGGGAGACAUCAGCUCUGUUCUAAACAGUAAACAAAGCCGGACUGGUAGAAUAUCAAAAGAUGAAGAGAAUUUUUUGAGAAUAGCAGUGUUAAUAAUUCGGGUCGCAUCCGCAGCAGUAAGAAAUACUUUCAUUAAAACAUUUCAUGGGAAUGCAUUGACAAAAACAUUAUUUGAGGAUCCGACGGUUUGGGUUUCCACGGCACAAGACAAAAUAAUGAGUCAAUAUGAUUUACAACAAAUAAUACUACAUGGAAGAUCAGGCGUGGCAUCUGUAUAUUCAUUUAGUUUGAAAUUGAUGAUUUGGUUGAUACGAUACCGAACCGCAAGGGAUGAAGAUCGUGCGUUGCAAGAUGAUCCAAAACAUAUAAGUGUCCGUGAUGGGUUAUCAAGAAUUUUGAAAUACAAAAACGAAAUAACUCGUAUGAAAUAUCCUAAAUUACAAGAGGAAAAAUUAGAGCAAUAUUGGACGAAUAUUUCCCAGGCUAUCGUGCGACUUGGAGGUGAAGGAUUUCAGCAGAAAUGUAAUGACCUGAAAGUUAGCAUUUUAAAUGAAAACUACAUUGAAAUGUUGACAGAGAUAAUAGAAAUCGUUAAAUCAGAUGAUUCAAAUACACAAGGCUUUAAAAGACUUCUAGACAAUUUGUUCUCACCAAGAACUUCACCUGAUCCAAACUACAUACGAAUUGCUGAUCUGUUAUUGAGAGUUGGUCCACCUGCUGUGAGAAUUCUAUUCGACAGAGAAUUCCAUCCUAAAUUUUUGCAGAGAGAACUUAGAAAAAAAACUGCACGAUUGGCACAUUUAAAAGGCAAAGGAAUGAUAAACGCAGCGCAGUGGGACAAACUAUUUAAGAGUAAAGAUGAAAAUAAAUCAAAAACCUUCGAUCUAUCUCUAAUGAUUUGCUUGAUUCGAAACUUCACUAAUAUACAAGUAACAGAUCAAUUGCCAGGACCCGACGAUGACAGUGAAGGAGCCGCCCUAUCACGGCUUGAAUACUACAGAAAACAUAUUGCAUACAGUCAAGAAUGUGACUUGUCAUUCACAGUGUUUGGGAGGUACUGGGCUGACAUAACUAACGCUAUAUUCAAGAUUGGUGGUAAUAAGUUUUUACAAAGAUGUAACGUCUUGAAAAUGGGUAAACUGAUUCAAAAGGACAAAGCAAUAUUACCAGAACCGACCUCUAGGGACAUUCCAAACUAGCAUGCUCCUUAAAAUG